AGGGUAGGGGGGCUUUCUUUACAGUAAGUUCUUGAUUUGUGCAUUGUGUUUAGAGUAUCGCUAUUAUGAAGGUGACAAUAAGGCAACAGUAAGUGACAACGCGAUACCUUUUUGAUGGAAAUGACAGCAAUUAUGACUGUUAUGAAUCAGUGAGUCGGAAUGUGUUUCAAAGAAAACUUCGCCGAAGUUUACUGAGCCAUUCAGGGAUUAAUUGCUGAAGUGGUCCUUUGGUAAUGACGUGUUAUUUGCUAGUUUGUACUGUAACCUUGUUUAAGCCUGUGCCAUUGAGGAGUUAAGUUUACGUGAGGUCUUUGAUAUUGAGCGAAAAGUGGACGGAAACCGGAUUGCGGCAGGCGCCCGAAGCUACCGGCAUUAACCAAACAUCAAUCAAUCUGCCGAGAUGUGUCCCGUUCUAUCGAGACCUUUGACUGUUUUGAGUUAAGAAGAGACACAGCGCGUUGCUUUCAAAGUGACUAGAAAGUCAAAUUUAUAACUGAAAGACUCUUAACGAAGUUGAGACGAGAAACACAGCAACAACAACAGACUGGAUGCUUUUGUUUGACUGUAAUUACUGCAAAGGAAUUUGACACGAUAGAAACGUUGGUGUUUUUGAAGAUAAGGGGAGUUUGAAGCAAAAAAACAAGACAUAACUUUUGGCAAUUCUUUGCCAUGGCACGCCGAGUUUCAAUAUCUCUUCCUAUGAUUACUGAGGCUAUCCAUUCCGCCAAGGAUUUCAGGCAUCGAGCCUCAGAUACCGACAAUGUCGAGCAUCAGCAUAUUAACAAGAUGCUACUCAAAGCCUCUAUUAACGUCGUACCAGAACAAUCUGACACACACGCAACGUCCGAACGCUACAAACUAUCGGUGGUUGGGGACGCAGAGAGCGGUAAGACGUCUCUUCUGAACGCACUGGUGAAGAGUGAUAUAGAGGUCGAGGAAACAGUCAUAUUUGAAGAAUGCGUGACGGAUGUGACUUCAGGGGAUAGUAAUCUUGAAUUCAUGCUGUGGGACAGUUCAGGACUUGAGAAUUAUGAGAGCAUUCGUCGCCAGAUGUACCUUGAUACCGAUGUGUUCCUGGUGUGCUUUGAUAUCGGCAACCCGUCCUCGCUACAAAGCGUCAUCGACAAGUGGGCCCCAGAACUAAAAGAGGCGUGCCCGGGCGUUCCCUAUCUUCUGAUUGGUUGCAAGAAUGACUUACGGACGGACUCAGCGUUAGAGCUCAACUUUCUCUCGGUUCCAGGGGAGCCUGAUAAUGCGGAUAGCAUAAGCCGAUUACGAGCCAUCGCUACAGCACAGUCAAUAGGAGCACGGCAAUACGUCGAAUGUUGUGCCAAGAUGCGUUGGAACAUCAAGGAAGUGUUUCAACAAGCUGCCGAGGCUAUACUGAGCAAAGAGGACUCAAACAACACAGAGGCACCGAAGCCGCAAUCAAUGCUUCGUAGGUUUUCGCGCUUUGCUCGGCGUAGUUCGGCAGCCGAUGUGAUGGACAUGAAUUCUUCCCCGUUGCCUGUUCCGACAGGAUGCCGAAGACUUUCGUUGUUCACGACAGGCUGAUCUUUUAAUCUUUGAAGAUUCUCGCUCGUUCGGCGUAGUUUCGGUAGUUUGGCAGCCGACGUGAUGUUCAUGCGAAUUCUUCCCCGCCGUCUGUUCCGACAGGAUGCCGAAGACAUUCGUUGUUCACGGCAGAAUGAUAUUUUCUAUCAAGCUUUGCCUUCGAAGAUUCUCGUUUGCGACAGCCGACGCAGCAAUCAAUGCUUCGUAGGUUUUCGCGCUUUGCUCGGCGUAGUUCGGGGGCCGAUUUGAUGGACAUUAACUUUUCCUCAUUACCUGUUCCGACAGAAAGACAUUCAUUGUUUACGACAGGCUGUUAUUUUUUAUCGAACUUUGCCUUUUAUUAUUCUCGCUUGUUCGGCGUAGUUUGGCAGCCGAUGUAAUGGCCAUCCGAAUUUUUCCCUAUAUUACCUGUUCCGACAGGAUGCCGAAGACUUUCGUUGUUCACGACGCUCGCUCGGCGUAGUUCGGUACCCGAUGUAUAUAGACACGGCGAAUUCUUCAUCGUCUGCAUUGUUCACAACAUGCUAGAGAUUAUUAUUAAGUUAUAUUUAAAAUAUAUUUUGUUUUAUUAGCUAUUAUCCCAUCCUCGGGCUUAAAUUCCUGGAGCUUCGAGUACAUUUUAAAAAAUAUACUAGUAUAACUCAAUGAAUGACAACACCCUGGGACUCGGAAAACAAUAUUACUUAUGAUACCGGAUAUUGUACAAACUUCGAAUAACUUCACAGAAAACUUGGUCCUCAGCGUCUUAACAAUUUAUGUCGACUCUCGAGAGCAUAGCAAGGAUUACCCCAAUAACUCCCGCCAAUCACAGAAUAGGACAUUUUUUCCAUAAAUGCCUUAUAUUUUACAAGUCUCUUUUUUAUUGCUAGCAACUUUUUCAGCUAUGUGCUCUCAAUCACAAAAAUAGCAGGGGACAAAGUAUUGGACCCGAUCGAACGUGUGAAAAUUCCAAAUCAAUUUCAAAUAAACUUCAAUAAACUCUCUCGGGCCUCACCAGGGCCGUAGCAGG
Messenger RNA from Nematostella vectensis (starlet sea anemone), 2563 nucleotides. RefSeq names its product ras-like GTP-binding protein rhoA. The record is from RefSeq and is a predicted model, not a curated record. Gene Ontology annotation, biological process: small GTPase-mediated signal transduction. The coding region runs from base 670 to 1554 and encodes 294 amino acids. Gene Ontology annotation, molecular function: GTPase activity; GTP binding. Lineage: Eukaryota; Metazoa; Cnidaria; Anthozoa; Actiniaria; Edwardsiidae. The transcript is spliced from 6 exons.